Molecule: messenger RNA, 6715 nt
Organism: Carassius gibelio (silver crucian carp)
Lineage: Eukaryota; Metazoa; Chordata; Actinopteri; Cypriniformes; Cyprinidae
Gene: shroom2a
Product: shroom family member 2a
Exons: 10
Coding region: 822-5792 (1656 amino acids)
Biological process (GO): actin filament organization
Cellular component (GO): apical junction complex; adherens junction; cortical actin cytoskeleton
Molecular function (GO): actin filament binding
Source: RefSeq, a predicted model, not a curated record
UAAUCCAUACAACAGAUAAGCCUUCUGCCAUCCCGCAUUUCAGCCUUUGUAUCUCCUCUUUUGUACUUUUUUGUGUUAUGAUAAAAACCUAAAGGGAAACCUAUUUGUUUCGGUUCGUACAACAGUGGGAAAACUUGUGGCUGAGGGAAGAGAUGUAAAGUGCGGUGUUUGAUCCACUUGUUGAUUGAGUAAGACUCGCGGUUAGCUGACUAGCUCUCACACGCACUUAACACAAGAUCGGACGGAUGUAACCUUCAGUAUGAACGCAGCGAAAGCUUUGUGACUGACGCUAAUCUGUAAUUCGGAUUUACGACUCGAAUCCGGGCAGUUGCGUUAUCGACAGCCAGUCAGUGAGCGUUUUUUUAAAAUAAUAAGUAACACUUGAGGGAUCCUGUUAAUUCGGGAAACACUUGAUGGCGAGUAAAACUUAAACUGAAUCCUUUGGCUAAUGCUAACUUAAGGAAAGGUGUUCUUUAAACCAUAAACAAACAAAACGACACAUUUCGGUUGAUCGCUGUUUGUUUCGAGAAUUGAAACAAACAUAUAUAACGUUACGUCUGUAAGUUUUUGUAAAUUUACACUCCACUUUAUUAUUAAACACUGGUCAUAAAUGAUGGACAGCGCCUAGUUCACUGGAGAAAACUAGGCAUCGUGGUAACCAAGAGAUGUUCAUGUGGAAUAACAUCAACAGCUGCUUUUAAUCUGGAAGACUAUGUAGGAUGUUACUUUUUUAUUUACUCAUUUUGGAAUCAGUUUAAAAGUGGGAAAAAACCACAAAAGACUACAAAUUGUGUUAUUUUGGGAGAGAGCUUGUGUAUGAAAUGGGUACGAUCGACCAAUACCCUAUAGACUCUGGCUUCCCUGAAGGGGAUCACAGGAUCUUUUACAGUACGCAGAGAUCUGGGAGUUUUGAGGAACAUCAUGGUAAUGGAGAGGGAUGGAAAGAGGUGGAUGUGACCCUUGCUGGGGGAGCACCAUGGGGUUUUACCCUCCGAGGUGGACUGGAGCACAGAGAACCUCUUCUUAUAACCAAGGUGGAAGAGGGCAGCAAGGCCGCAACCGCAAGACUGCAGGCUGGAGAUGAACUCAUCAACGUCAACAACAUUUCUCUCAGUGGCUACAGACAAGAGGCCAUCUGUCUAAUCAAGGGCUCCUACAAGACUCUCAGCCUGGUGGUGAAAAGGAGAAAUGAACCCAUGAGUAGACCUCACUCCUGGCAUGCAACCAAGUUCAACGAGAGCCACUCAGAAGCCAAAAACCAGUCCACGCCCUCACCAGUCUGGCAAACAAGAUAUGAUGCAAGUUCAUUCUCUUCUGAACUCUCAACUGGCUGGGAGCAAACAAAUCUACAGAGAGUAUCUGACCAGUUCAGCUCGUUGGGGAGUAUGGACAGCCUAGAGCAUAGUGCACAUCCCUAUCCACCCGGUAGUCUUUCCCCAAGCAAGUCCAAUAAUAACAGCAUUGAAUAUUUGGGUGGUGGUAAACGAGAUUCUGCUUACAGUUCCUUUUCUACAAGCUCAGGAACCCCAGAUUACACACUGUCCAAAAGUAAUGCUGCAUCCACUGAGAACAUGCUGUACAAAAUUAAUCAGUGGGACUCAAGUGGCAGGCACAGCAAUGGCAGACAUAGCCAAAACCUAAGCGAAGGGGUACGACAAGAUGAGAGGCUUGGAUACUUGCAGCAUCUCUCAGGUUCAGGUAGCCAUGAGACCCCAAAAGCUGAAGAACAACCAGGCACUCGGCAUUCAAGCUCUGGAAGAGUUAGUAUUGGACCUGUCUGGCAUAUCCCAGAUAUGAAGAAAAACAUGGUAUCCUCCACCCCACCUCCUACUCCACCGACACGCAGUGAUAGUUUUGCAGCUACCAAGGUUCAUGAGAAGGGUCUGAACACAGGCACCUCUGAAGGCCUUGGUGUUCACAUCCAGUUAAAGCCUCAGGUAAAAGCUUUGCAAAAGGCAGGAGAGACCCAUGAAAGCACGCAAAGGUCUUACCAAGUCAACGAGACUGGUCUUGAGGGCCGACGGGACUAUAACCUGCCAUCCAAAAAUGAUUCCUCAAAUCCCUAUAUUUCCUCUGAUGCCCAUCAUCAGCAUCCACCCCGUAUGUCAUCUGACAAGACAUACUCCCUAUCAACGACAGAUGUCAGAGAUAGACAUCAGUCCUAUGCACAUGUUCAACACGAUCCACGGCAGUACAGCGACGAGGGCACUUUUCACGCUCAAACUAGGACAAUUCCAGCACUGAAACCUCCAUUCAGUGGCUACUUCAGCAGUAUGCAGGAGCUGCCCACAAUCAACCACGUGCAACUCAGUAGCCAGAAUCAAACUAGAAGGCCAUCUGCAUCAAUGUCUGGUCAUGUUGGAGUUACCUCUCAUCAUAUCAGUCAGGGAAUGACCCAGGCAUCUUUAGUGAGAGUUGAUGACUCUAAAGCUUUUUCAGUCUCAGAAAUGUCACACAGUGGACGGGACCGGAUGUCCAUAGGUUCUCAAGGAGGAGCAAAAGACCGCUAUUUCCCACCUCAGUCACAGCACCAUGAUACAGAGCAUAAAGACAACAAUGCCCCCUCCAAACAAAGUGACAGCCAUCAUCGCAUUUUCUCUGCACAGAGUAAUCCCUUGAAUGUGUCUGAUUUAACAAAACCUUCUGAAUUGAAGGGAAGCCAAAAGCAACACCAUGUGUCUAGCUCAGAUGAGCAUUCUGGUAGUUAUCCAUCAAGUAAGCAACCCGAGCACAGGAGAAGUGCUGGUCAUCUCCAUCUUAAAGAGUACUCGCAACAACCCUUUCAAACUCAAAGUGAGUCAAAGAUUUCUCCCCAGAAAACACCUAUGCUGUAUUCUCUGGCCCAUGAGCACCAUGACGUGGAGGACUGUCAAUAUGUGAUCAACAGCGGAAGUGCACAACUGGAAGCCCUUGACAGUCAGAGUGGCAAACAGGCACGACGAAGUGACAGAUUUGCCACAACCUUGCGCAAUGAGAUCCAGAUGAGGAGGUCCCAGCUUCAAAAAAGUCAAAGCGCAGCCACUUUAGAAAGUCCGGUUGAAGCUGUAGAAGAGCCUACAGUCUGGAGGACCACUGAGACGACUUCUUCCUCUUCAGAAGGCUGCUUUUCCAGCUCUUAUAAAGACCAUCUGAAAGAAGCCCAAGCCAGAGUCCUCCAGGCUACAUCCUUUAGAAGGAAAGACCUAGAGCCAGUCUUGUUUGAGCAUACAGGUAAUGAGGGUCCCACUAGGAAAGACACACCUCCGCUUCCAGGUGUCUCCGAGGUCCCACCUACUAAACCCACCUCAGGGAGUAAUCAGGUGCUUCGCAUUGGUAACCGCAAGCGGUUUUCUGCAGAAAAGAAAGUUCGGUCUUUUUCUGAGCCAGAUAAAAUUCAUGAAGUAGGAGCUAAUGAGCGCUCCAGUGUGCCUGAUAAUGCUGAACCUUUAGAAAACCGGCACAGAUUAUUUGAGGUGGUGGGGAAUCCAGCUUUCCCUAAACCUAUGCCAAAGCAAAAUCUGCAGAUAUCUGAAGACACCAGACUGUGCAAGUCUGGAGGCAUGCACUAUUCUGCAAAGAGUGACACAGCAGGGCGGAGUAACAGUGAAAGCUCAACCCCCACUGAACACCACCUUAAUGAAGGUCGGGAUGGCCCUCUCUCAGUUAACCGACAAGCCAUACUAGAACAACAGCGACUUGGCACCUUUGCAGAGUAUGAGGCCAAAUGGAACAUCCAAAGGAAAGCGGCCGAACCAAGGGUAUCUGGACGAUACCACUCCGCUGAUAACAUCCUUGAUACAGGAAAUGAGAGACGGAGUAAGCCCACCUGUAUGCAUGAAAGAUCUAGAUCCUCCCCUUCUGCUGACUUCUAUGGUCAGAAUCUUCCAGUUCAAGAGAAGCCAUCAGCUGACUAUUCCAAACCUGAGAAAAAUCUCUGCGAACAGGAUAAGAAUAGUACAAGGUUAAAUGAGAAUGGAUAUAGUGAACUCGUAUGCAAGGAGAAACCAGAAGCACCUCCUCUGGCCUUGACUGAAGACCUGGAGAAAAAAGCUUUAGAACCUCCAUCCAAUCAUCAUAAAACUGUACAGCAUUUUUCUGACCAUAGCAAUCGCAGCUCUGUUCUCUUGCCUCAUCUGGAGAAGUACAAAUGCCCUGAGGGCACACCUCCUCCUCUUAGCAAAUUUCAGGAGGUCCAGCCUGGAUCACCAGGAGGAGUCUUGGCCUCACUUUCUGCUGUCAACAAUCAAAGCUUCACCCCUCUUUCAGUCCCUGUUCCUUGGAAGGGUUCCGAGCACAGCAAAGGGCCAACCAGGGAGGAGGAGCUACAACAAGAGCUUGUGCCUCCUCCCUUUCCACCUCCUCCCCCUCCAGCUGUCCUGCCCACCCAACAAACCGCUGGACAGACCCAGCCCACCAUGGAGGGGCAGCGUCCGCCCUCGCCCCAGUUUGCUCCCCAGAGGCUGACUGACAAGCCCCCUCUCUCCGUCUCCAUACAGGAUGAAGCUCCUGGAAGGAUGGAAAGGGUUAAAGAUGAGAACACGUCAGUGAAGAAAGUUCCCAUUAAGAUUGUCCACUCCGAGAGUGACACUGAAAAAGAAAGUCGACAGUAUCUUGACCUGCCCAUCGAGACCCCUGUCAGCUCUGAAGGACCUGGAGUAACUCGUUUUCAGAGUUUGGGAAACCCGGAACAGUCAUACUCUCUGUUCUGUACUUACACCAGACAAAAGGACCAGGGGCCUGAUCCGAAAGAAGCAGAUAUGGGCCCUCUGAAAGACCAGGGUCCACAAACCAAUGUGAACACAAUAUCUUAUGCAUUACAUGACUUACAGACUUCGUCUGAUCAGAGCAGCAACGGGGUGUCUUCACAUCCCUCACAGUCAGAAGAUGACGAAAAAAGAAAGGAGCUUGCUAGAGACAUAAUGGACAAGGACAAGUCCCUAGUGGACAUUUUAGACCUGAGUAAGAUGAAGACCACUAUGGAUCUGAUGGAGGGGAUUUUCCCUCAAGGAGAGCAGCUACUGGAAGAGGCCCAACAGCGCAGGAAAGCUGCACCUAAACAGCUCUCUCCUCGCAACUCUUUGGAGAAGAAAGAGGAGGACAGCCUAGUGGCAGCCACUGCUUUAGUGACUAAUUCAACCUACUACAGUACAUCUGCACCCAAAGCAGAGCUGUUGAUUAAGAUGAAGGACAUGCAGGAACAGAGUGUAGAACACAACUCAGAGGAGGAGCUGGAGGAGGACAAUGAAAGCGAUCUUGCCAGCAAGAAGCAUGAGUUGAUUGACAGUCUCAGCAAGAAGCUGCAGGUGCUGAAGGAAGCUCAGCAGAGUCUACAGGAGGACGUGCAAGACAACAACGCUCUCGGGGAGGAUGUGGAGGCCAUCGUACAGGGUGUCUGCAAGCCUAAUGAACUCGAAAAGUUCCGUAUGUUCGUUGGUGAUCUUGAUAAAGUGGUCAACCUUCUGCUGUCUCUGUCUGGACGCUUGGCCAGAGUAGAGAAUGCCCUCAACAGCCUGGAGGAAGACGCUUCACUGGAGGAGAGGCGUACACUGACAGAGAAACGCAAACUGCUGAUCCGUCAACAUGAGGAUGCCAAGGAGCUGAAGGAGAACCUUGACAGGAGAGAACGGGUCGUCUACGACAUCCUGGCGAGCUACCUGUCAGAAGAGAAUAUGGCUGAUUAUGAGCACUUUGUGAAGAUGAAGUCUGCCCUUAUUAUUGAGCAGCGCAAGCUCGAGGACAAGAUCAAACUGGGGGAGGAGCAGCUCAAGUGUCUGAUGGACAGUCUCCCAAUGGACCAGAGGACAACCAACUGAGGACUUAAAAAACUGAUGCAAUGAUCCAGAGCAACUCGCUUGACGUCACCCUAAAUAACAGGGUUCCAAAGCAGUAUUUAAUGUGGUCCAUGUACUGCCAAUGGAAUUGCAUUCGGGUCAUAUAUCGAGUGCUUCUUGUCUGCCCCAGCAGACAGCAUUUUGGCAAGACUCAUGAAGUGCUGGGCACUUUUAGAUCAUGAUUUGACCAAAUCACCUGUCAGCUGAUCUUAUAUUUUCAUGACGUUCCAAUGUUACACGACCCAUAGAAUUAUAUGGUGAAAUAAUGUUUAAAGACACUUAAUUUUUUUUUUCUCCCCAUGAAUCGGUUUAAAUAUGUCAUGCCCUUUUUGCACCAAUGUGCUCUAAAAACUUGACACUCUGUGUGUUGGCCUACAUGCCAUGGUCACUCACUGUGCUGUAUCUUUUUAACCACUAGAGGGCAAUGAAAGACACCUCAAAAUGUCAAUGCCUGAAUGCCAAUAUAAACUUUUGAUUCAAACAUACACUCAAAUCCCGGUGGCAUAAAGCUUUGCACAUGUAAGCGGUUUCGAUUUACACCAGGAGGUUGUAAUUAUCUUCCGAAAAUGACUUUUUUGAUAGUGCAUUAUUUCAAAUGACAUGCCACUAUCCUGGUCAUGUUAAAUCAUAUUCAGUUAUAUUUUUAGUAAUUUAUUUUAGCCUUUUGAAUCUUUGUAUAUAACUAGAAUAGGCUAGAAUUUUAAUGAUUGAUUUUAGCCAAGCAAACCACCACUUUAGUCUGCACGCUUUUUAUAGAUGAAUGUAUGAUAUAUCACCAUACAAUGCAUUGUAACAUCAAAAUAGGAUUGACUGUUAGUAUUCUGAAAGACUUGCCUAAAUGAUGUAAUGUUAUUUCACUAAGGAUUCCGUGCUUGUCUAUAAAAUACCAGCUGCCUUUUUCUCCA